This is a messenger RNA of Ordospora pajunii, 1482 nucleotides long. RefSeq lists its product as uncharacterized. Gene Ontology annotation, biological process: protein folding in endoplasmic reticulum. Gene Ontology annotation, cellular component: endoplasmic reticulum. NCBI's taxonomy places the organism in Eukaryota, Fungi, Microsporidia, Ordosporidae. The transcript has a single exon. The record is from RefSeq and is a predicted model, not a curated record. Gene Ontology annotation, molecular function: protein-folding chaperone binding; misfolded protein binding. The coding region runs from base 1 to 1482 and encodes 493 amino acids.
AUGGGAUGGCUGGUGAUGCACAAAGCAAUGGUUGCUCUGUUUUUAGGCGUAGUUGCAGCAAGCCGCGACUUGGGAUCUGAGGUUAGCAAGAUAGAGAAUGCAGUUAUGAGUGGAAAGGUUUCUGAAGCGAAGACAAUGUUUGAUGAGCUGAUGAGUGAGUUUGGAGGAAAUGAAGUGCUUGAAAGGAAGCAUGCUGAGUUUCUGAUGCAGAGUGGAGAUUACAAGGCAGUGAUCCGCAGAUAUGGACAGAAUGGUAAGAUGUCUACGGAUGUGAUUAAGGCAGAAAGAAAUCAGUCCAUACUGAACAGCAACAAUGUAAAGCUGAUUGCCUCACUGAUAAAUGAAGCUCCGUAUAGCAUAGAUGUCCUGAAGGCAUAUAUCAAGAUGUGCCUUAUUGAAGAGAAGUUUCAUGAGGUCAGGAGGUUUGUUAAGAAGGCGAGCAGCCUGUUUCCGGAAGAUGUUGAGCUGAAGCGCUUGCAGGUGCAGCUAUUUUUCCUGACUCGGAUGCCAGCGGCAGGAAUAAACAUAAUGCGUGAGAUGGGAGAUGUAGGCAUGUCGAAGCUCAUUGAACGUUUGUUUGAUGAGUACGCAAGAAUAGCUGGUGGUAGCAUGCCGUGUAAGGACAAAUAUAUGCAGAUGAAGGAGUUGGUGGAGCGGAUUGAGGAAGCCGAAUUUUCAGUUAAUUUCUUUCCAAGUAUAUUUACGCCAUUGAAGCUUGAUGCGAUACUUUGCAUGUGCAAGAAUGGAAUUGAGGACGACUUUAGCAACUUUAUGUCAGGGACGUAUGAUGUAAGUCGAGGCAGGCUUGUGGGCACGCCCCUGAAGCCGCUGUCUGCAAGGAUCAGGACACUGCAAAUGAAAAGAGGAGAUGAUGAAGCAAUGCAUCUGUAUGUGGUGUCGCAUGCACUUCAAGGGAGCAUUGACGAAGCAGAAGCAAUGUGCCGUUCGCAUACAUUCAAGAACGGAUCCAUGAAGCGAGAGACAGUGAGGAAGCUUGCAGCAAUAAGGAGCAAGAUAGAGGAUGCAAAGGCAAAGAGGGAAAGAGAAAGACCGCAAAGAGAAAGGCCAAGAAACAGGAAUAUGCCCCAAGGGAACCAGAGCGAUAUUUUGGGAUACUACAAGGCACUGGGGCUUAGUCCUGGACCAAAAACAACAGAUGCAGAGAUAAAGAAGGCAUACAAAAAAAUGGUUAUCAGUGGAAUGAGGAAGCAGGGCGAAGCAGAAAAGAAGAAGUGGGAGGAAACGCACAAGGUAAUCAAUAAGGCACUCGGAGUUCUUACGAAUAAGAAGAAGCGUGAGAUGUACGAUAGAGGGAUGGAUCCGGAUAACCCUCAACGGAUUAACGGAUAUGGCCAUUUUGGGGAGGACAUACUUAAUGAGCUUUUUAAGAAAGGCUUUGGUAAUCUUGAGUUCUUUGAAUUUUCUCCAAGUGCAAGGCAAAGGGGAAGCGCAAGAACAAGAGCAACGUAUUUUUAUUUUUAA